AUGUUCAGGGUUAUUCAACUGCAUAUCCUGAUCCUGGUCAGCUCGUUGGCAUUGAUGAGCGCACAGCAGCAGCAGCAGCAGCCAGGGUUUCAAACGUAUCCCUCAUGGCUAUACUCUAUGCCCUGGCGUCCAUUGAUCCUGCCCACAGCUAGCCCUUUGCCGCCUCUGGAUGGGAUUGCUCAACUGAGUCCUGGUUACACGGGCCCCCAGACGUUCCCUCCAGUUCCUCAGGAUCAACAGCAGCAGCAGCAACAAAAGCAGCAAUUUACCAUCCCGCAGCAGCAGCAAUAUCAGCCACCAAACCAACAGCAGUACCAACAGCCAUUUCAGCCCGUACUGGUGGGUUUAUUCACUCCUCAGCUGCAGGCCCAUCCCCUGGCCGCUCCUCCACAGGCUGGACACUUUGGCCUGCCCUUCAGACCAUCCCCCUUCGCCGGCUACACGGAUGACGAGGAUGGUGAUACGGUUCAGGGGCAGGGAAACCAAGUCCAGGAGCAACAGCCGCAGCAGCAACUGGAGGAAGCCCCCUUCCAUGCCUAUCCCUAUAAUAAGCCAGUGCAGGAGCAGCCAAGUGGUGCAGGAGGAUUUGGAGGUGGCCCACUAGGCUACGUAUAUUUCUCCCCUAGUAAUGCUUAUAAUCUCGUAAGAACUUAG
This is a messenger RNA of Drosophila subpulchrella, 654 nucleotides long. Its product is annotated as nuclear transcription factor Y subunit beta. Bases 1 to 654 code for a protein of 217 amino acids. The record is from RefSeq and is a predicted model, not a curated record. The transcript has a single exon. Lineage: Eukaryota; Metazoa; Arthropoda; Insecta; Diptera; Drosophilidae.